AUGGCCUCCUCCGCAUUGUCCGUCUGCUCCAGUGACCUGAGCUACGGCAGCCGGGUCUGCUUGCCCGGGUCCUAUGACUCCUGCACCGGCUCCUCCUGGCAGGUGGACGACUGUCCAGAGAGCUGCUGCGAGCCCCCCUGCUGUGCCCCCAGCUGCUGCGCCCCGGCCCCCCGCCUGACCCUCCUCUGCGCCCCAGUGAGCUGCGAGUCCAGCCCCUGCUGCCAGCCAGCCUGCAGCAGCUCCUGCCUGGCCUCAUGCUGCCAGACGUCUAGCUGCCAGUCCUCCUGCUGCACCUCCUCCCCCUGCCAGCAGGCCUGCUGUGAGCCCGUCUGCUGCAGACCUGUCUGCUGCACUCCUGUGUGUUGCACACCUGUGUGCUAUGAAGCCUCCCCCUGUUCUACCUCCUCAUGUUGCCAGCAGUCUAGCUGCCAGCCCUCCUGCUGCACCACCUCCCCCUGCCGGCAGGCCUGCUGCGAGCCUGUCUGCUGCAGGCCCAUCUGCUCCCCCUCGUCCUGCUGCAGACCCUCCUCCUCCGUGUCCCUCCUCUGCCGCCCCGUGUGCCAGAGCUGCUGCGAGCCCCCCUGCUGUGCCUCCAGCUGCUGCACCCCGGUCCCCUGCCUGACCCUCCUCUGUGCCCCAGUGAGCUGCGAGUCCAGCCCCUGCUGCCAAACCUCCUGCUGCACCUCCUCCCCCUGCCAGAAGGCCUGCUGUGAGCCCGUCUGCUGCAGGCCUGUCUGCUGCAGGCCCGUCUGCUGCACCCCUGUCUGCUGCAGGCCUGUCUGCUGUGAGCCCGUCUGCUGCAGGCCCGUCUGCUGCAGGCCCGUCUGCUGUGAGGCCUCCCCCUGCUCAGCCCCCUCGUCCUGCUGCAAAUCCUCCUCCUCUGUGUCCCUCCUCUGCCGGCCUGUGUGCCGCCCCGCCUGCUGCGUGCCCGCCUCCUCCUGCCAGCCCAGCUGCUGCCGCCCGGCCUCCUCUGUGUCCCUGCUCUGCCGGCCCGCAUGCUCCCGCCCUGCUUGCUGCCUCCCAACCUUGGCCCCGGAGCCCUGUUGCUGACCUGGCACAUUGCCAACUCCUUCCAGGGCCAAUGCUGACUUUCACCUGAAACUUCUGUAGCCUUGAGCCCAGUCUGGGGUCUCCUUCUGCCCCAGAAUUUCCUAGUAGCCACCUGGGCUGGCUCCUGGUUCCCUCCAGGCCCUGAGAUUCAGCCAGCAUCCUGCUCUCCAUCCUUGUUGGUCAUGAUUUUGUCCUGACCUAGGUGAGGGGUCUGCCUGUUAACA
Odocoileus virginianus texanus is the source of this 1274-nucleotide messenger RNA. NCBI's taxonomy places the organism in Eukaryota, Metazoa, Chordata, Mammalia, Artiodactyla, Cervidae. The record is from RefSeq and is a predicted model, not a curated record.